Molecule: messenger RNA, 3145 nt
Organism: Cheilinus undulatus (humphead wrasse)
Lineage: Eukaryota; Metazoa; Chordata; Actinopteri; Labriformes; Labridae
Product: inhibitor of nuclear factor kappa-B kinase subunit alpha-like
Exons: 22
Coding region: 284-2488 (734 amino acids)
Biological process (GO): peptidyl-serine phosphorylation; positive regulation of transcription by RNA polymerase II; tumor necrosis factor-mediated signaling pathway
Cellular component (GO): IkappaB kinase complex; cytoplasm
Molecular function (GO): ATP binding; IkappaB kinase activity
Source: RefSeq, a predicted model, not a curated record
GUUACCAAGGGCUGUUCGCCUGUGUCUACAGAUAUUAACACGAAAAUAUAACAAAUAUUCAUCGUAAAACUUGCAUGUAAAGAAACGUUUGACUGUCUGUGGAGGUAGAACAAAUGAUACCGACGCUCCAACCUUCCUGAUACACAGAAAAGAAGAAAACAAACCGUAAACAACACAGUAAGCUAACUCUGAGCAACAAUGUUCAGAAAGUAGGCUGCAGUCAGCUUUGGACUGAACUUCUACACAGGUCUGUAGCAGACUGUCUUUUUACAGACAACACACUAUGGAGCGGACUGCACUCAAACAGAGCCAGCUGUGCGGCUCUUGGGAGAUGAAGGAGAGACUUGGAAUGGGAGGAUUUGGGCAUGUCUACCUGUACCAGCACCUGGAGUCAGGAGAGAAGAUUGCUGUGAAACUUUGCCGCCUGGAGCUGAACUCCAAGAACAAAGACCGCUGGAGCAGAGAGAUUCAAAUCAUGAAGAAGCUGAACCAUGUGAAUGUGGUUCAGGCCAGAGAAGUACCAGAGGAGUUGAGCUCCAUCGCUUUAAAUGACUUACCUCUGCUGGCCAUGGAGUACUGCUCAAGAGGAGACCUACGCAAGAUGUUGAAUAAACCAGAAAACUGUUGUGGGCUAAAGGAAAGUGAAGUCCUCUCACUUCUCAGUGACAUUGGUUCUGGUAUUCAGUAUUUACAUGAGAAUAAGAUCAUUCACAGAGAUCUAAAACCAGAGAACAUCGUUCUGCAGGAAGUUGGUGGGAAGCUUGUCCAUAAAAUCAUAGAUCUGGGUUAUGCAAAAGACCUAGAUCAGGGCAGUCUUUGUACAUCCUUUGUUGGUACUUUGCAGUAUCUGGCUCCAGAGUUGUUUGAGAGUAAACCAUACACUGUAAGUGUUGACUACUGGAGCUUUGGGACAGUGAUCUUUGAAUGCACUUGUGGCUUUCGGCCCUUUUUGCACCACAUGCAGCCUGUACAGUGGACAAGUAAAGUCAAGAACAAAGGUCCCAAAGACAUCAUGGCAGUUGAAGAUAUGAACGGCGAAGUCAGAUUUUCUACCCGGCUUCCUUAUCCAAACAAUCUCAGCAGACCACUGCUUGAACCAGUAGAGUCUCUUCUUCAGAUGCUGUUACUGUGGGACCCUGCAGCCCGAGGUGGAGGGCUGAAUCCUUACACAAACAAGCCGUGCUACUUCUCAGCUCUACAAGAUAUUCUCAACAUGAAGGUGAUCCAUGUGCUGGACAUGACGUCAGCACAGCUGCACUCAUUGGUUUUAGGUGCUGAGGAGAGCUUACACUCCCUGCAGCUCCGUCUAGAGACCCACACUCCGACACACAUCGCCCCGCUGAGUCAGGAGCUGCUGCUGGAGACGGGAAUGUCCCUCGACCCACGCUGGCCACCCUCACACUGUCUGCCAGAGGGACUGCGAGGUUGGGACAGCUCCAUAGUCUUCCUGUUUGAUAAGAGCCUUACUAAGUACUCUGGACCGCUGACUGCCAGACCUUUGCCAGACAGUGUCAACUUCAUAGUGAGGGAGACAAAGACGCAGCUCCCUCUGUCAGCGCUGAGAAAAGUGUGGGGAGAGGCGGUGCACUAUGUCUGUGGACUGAAGGAGGACUACAUCCGUCUGUUUCAGGGACAGCGGGCUGCUAUGCUGAGCCUGCUGCGCUACAACACCAACCUGACUCGCUUCAAGAACCAGCUGUUCUCCCAGUCGCAGCAGCUCCGAGCCAAACUGACGUUUUUUAAGAUCAGCAUCCAGCAGGACCUGGAGCAGUACUCCAAGCAGAGACACAACGGCAUCUCGUCAGAAAAACUGCUGAAGACGUGGCAGGAAAAUGAGGAGAAGGCUGACGGGUUUAUGAAGGUUGCAGACGUGGGGUAUCUGGAUGAGGAGAUUGUGGCGUUACACUCUGAGAUUGUAGAGCUGCAGAGAAGCCCGUUUGCAAGGAAACAGGGGGAUGUGAUGGAGCAGCUUGAGCAAAAGGCCAUUGAACUCUACAAGCAGCUAAAAGAUAAAUGCAAAAGUCCCGACCCGCCACAUGGCUACAGUGACAGCUCAGACAUGGUCAGGACUAUCCUGCAGACAGUUCAGAACCAGGACAGAGUGCUAAAAGAUCUGUACACUCACCUCAGUACAAUUUUGGUAUGUAAGAAGCGCCUCGUUGACCUGUUCCCUAAGUUGGAGAGGGCUGUGGAGAACAUAAAAACCGCUGAGGGGGCAGUGAUGCAGAUGCAGAUGAAAAGACAAAAAGAGUUCUGGUACCUUCUCAAGAUUGCCUGUGCUCAGAACAACUCUCCAUCACCAUCACUUGUUCAAAGUCCACCUGAAAGUGAAACUGUUCAUCAGCUGCUUGAUGAGAAUCAACGUUAUCUGAGUCUCCUGACUUCUCUGCUGCAAGACGCCACACAGGAGAUGGAGGACAGCAUCAUGGAUCAGGAUUGGAGCUGGAUUCAGUAUGAAGCAGGGGAAACUGGACCUCAGAAGCUGUAGAAACCAAGUCCUAGGGGCCAUAAGUGAAGGAAAUUCACUGUAAACAAGUGCCUUAUCAGAGUUACACUAUCCGAAUACUUGUGAUUCCAUACUGUCUUUGACAGCCAUGUAAAGCUAUAAGAAAAUGUGUGAAUCAACAGGGUUUGGAAAGCUAUUGUGUUUAACUUAAAUGUAUGUCAGUGGGCUUGAAAGCUAUCUCCAGCUGUAUCCAAGAUUUAUUUAUUUAUGCCAACAUGUCAAAGGAACACCCUCCUGCUGCUAACGAUAAACUAUGCAUGAAGGAAUGUCAAAUGAAGUAAUAUGGUUUGUCUUUUUUAAACAGUGUACCUGUAGAUUUCUUAACACCAGUUUGUCGUUUCCCUCCUUAAUUAUUACUCAGUUAAAGAUGUCAGGUUUCUGUCUGCACAAAUACAGGAAAUUACUUAUUUAUAGAAUCCUGGGUUUAAGAGACUCUUGGGAGCUGCUGCUAUCUUCUCAAGGAAAACAACUAGAGUAGCAAGUACACAAGAACAGAAAUGAAAACUACAAAAUGGAGUGAUAGAGAUUGUUCAAUGUAGUUUUUAAAAAAAACAAGUCUGUAAUUGAGUCAGUAUCUGGCCCCAGGAAAGGGGCUUUUCAUUUUUAUUCAAAAUGUAUAUUGGUUUGUGUGAUUGCAGC